ACAUUUUCCUCAAACAGAUAUAGGUCUUAUUACUCGUAAAGGUGUUUACCCCUACGAGUAUACAGACUCCUUUGAAAAAUUAAAUGAAACAUCGCUGCCAUCCAUUAACGAGUUUUAUAGUUCUCUGAAUGAGAGCCAUAUAACAGAAGAGGAUUAUAAACACGCGCAAAAAGUUUGGGAUCAUUUUGAAUGUACAACGUUGGGGCAAUAUAGUGACUGGUAUUUGAAAUUGGAUGUGUUGUUGUUAUGUGAUGUAUUUGAAUCUUUUAGAGACAUCUGUUUAAAAACGUAUGGAUUAGAUCCUAAUUAUUAUUACACCACACCGAGCAUGUCUUUUGACUGUAUGUUAAAGCAUACAAAGAUCGAGUUGGAACUUUUAAAUGACUACGACAUGCUUAUGAUGUUAGAGCAGGGUAUUAGAGGGGGUUUAACAACUGCAGUUCGCAGAUACUCUGAAGCUAAUCACAUAGGACUUCCUGGUUAUGAUGAUACUUAGCCGGAUAACUGGAUUGUUUAUCUCGAUGCUACAAAUUUGUGAGUAAAAUUGAUUUUUUUUUUUUAAAUUUUAUAUAAUAGUUUUACUAUAAUAUAUAAUUAUUAUUAUUUUUUUUUUAUAAUACUUUCAGAUAUGGAUGGUCAAUGUCGCAAUACUUGCCUAAAGAUGGGUUUAAAUGGAGCGAAAAAAAUUUAAGUGUUCCGGCAGUUUUAAAGAGAUUGGAAGAAACACCAGCUGAUUCGUGUAAAGGGAUGAUAUUAGAAGUUGAUGUUUCUUAUCCGACGCAAUUGCAUGAUAAUCAUAAUGAUUUACCAUAUUUACCUGAUAAAAAAAUACCAACUGGAUCUAAAUUUCCCAAACUUUUAGCCACAUUGGAAAAUAAAAAAAAAUAUAUUGUACACUAUAAAUCUUUAAAGCAAGCGUUACAGGCAGGAUUAGUUUUAGAAAAAGUACACCGUAAUAUUGAAUUUAAUCAAUCACCUUGGCUCGCAAGUUACAUUUCUCUGAAUACAAGGAUGAGGGCGAUGGCGAAAAAUACUUUUGAAAAAGAUUUUUACAAACUUAUGAACAAUUCCGUGUUUGGUAAAACGAUGGAGAACGUUCGCCUAAGAUUGAAAAUGGAACUUACGAGCAGCGAGGCAAGAUACAGAAAACUUGUCAAUUUACCAAACCAUAAAGGCACAACAAUAUAUGGUGACAACUUGUGUGCUGUACAUUUACAUAAAGACGAUUUAGUUUUUGAUAAGCCCAUGUACAUAGGAUUUGCCGUUUUAGACAUAUCUAAAACUCUAAUGUAUGAUUUUCACUACGGUACCAUGAAAGCGUUAUAUGGAGAAAACAUUGAACUCCUAUACAUGGACACUGGUAAAUUCACAUUUUUAUUUGUUUAUUUUUAUUUUUGUGUAAUUAAAUCUUAUGUUUUAGAUUCAUUGAUAUACCUGGUGAAAACAAAAAAUUUUUAUGAGAAUAUGGAACAUAAUCGAGGGUUUUUGGAAAAACUGGAUACUUCAAACUAUCUAGUUAACCAUCCAUGUUACCGUAUAGAGCGUUGCAAGAUUCCCGGCACUUUCACAGACGAGACUGGUGGAGAGUUUAUUUCAGCACAUGUUGCUCUAAGAUCUAAAGCAUACGGUUUUAUUCAAAAUAAAACGUGGUAAAAAACCAUAUAAAAUUUGAAAAUUAUAAACAGUGUCUUUUUCAGGGAAUAAUCGAUUUACCCGAAGAUUAUACUCCUUAUAGAGAAAUGCAAUCCUUUAGAUCGUACAAACACCAAAUUAAGUCGAUUGAUAGCACAAAACUAGUGUUAAAUAGAUACGACGAUAAGAGGGUUGUGUUAAAGGAUCAAAUUCAUACAUUAGCACAUGGACACUACAACAUUGAGUGAGUUUGACAAUCUUUAUUAGCACUGUAAUAUACAUACAUAUUAAUUUACAAAUUUAAUUUUAGGAGUUUGAAAAAUCAAGGCGGAUUGGCAAAUUUCUGUAUUUAAUCAUACUUUGUAUUUAUGUAAAUAAUUGUAAUUCUGUUUUUAAAAUUGAAUGUUAAAAAUAGCUCAUUUAUUUAGAGCUUUUUCUAAAAUAUGUUAAUUAAACUUAAUUUACUUCUGUUUAUGUAAAUAAAAAACUGCCAUGUUAUGUAAUUAUAUUUUAUUUUUUUUUUUUCAAUUUACAUGUUUAAUAAUAAUUUUUACAGUUUAUUACAUAACAUUCACUCUCGUAUACUACAAUGCUUUCUUUUUUUCAGUGCUAAAAUAUUUUUACUUUCUAAUAAUUUGCCAUCCUACCCUAAACAGUUAGACUAACCUUUAACUGACUUAAACAUGUAGUUAAAUAACAUAUGUUAAAUACCAUAUACAACAUUCAGUGAAUGUAUGAUUUAAUUAGAAAAAAUCAUUAACGAUUACUCAUUAACUCAAAUAAUAGUGCACGCAGUGCUCGAAUUGGGGGGGGGGUGCAC
Messenger RNA from Daktulosphaira vitifoliae (grape phylloxera), 2452 nucleotides. RefSeq lists its product as uncharacterized. Gene Ontology annotation, biological process: DNA replication. Gene Ontology annotation, molecular function: DNA binding; nucleotide binding; DNA-directed DNA polymerase activity. Bases 640 to 1653 code for a protein of 337 amino acids. The transcript is spliced from 2 exons. NCBI's taxonomy places the organism in Eukaryota, Metazoa, Arthropoda, Insecta, Hemiptera, Phylloxeridae. The record is from RefSeq and is a predicted model, not a curated record.